Molecule: messenger RNA, 1424 nt
Organism: Anopheles maculipalpis
Lineage: Eukaryota; Metazoa; Arthropoda; Insecta; Diptera; Culicidae
Product: amyloid protein-binding protein 2-like
Exons: 1
Coding region: 4-1413 (469 amino acids)
Biological process (GO): intracellular protein transport
Molecular function (GO): protein binding
Source: RefSeq, a predicted model, not a curated record
AACAUGAUUUCGGAACUGUUUCAAACGAUGCACAAGGCCCGCUUCAGUGGCAUCCGGAUCGUGCCGGAAAACUCGCCCUCCCUACAGCAAUCCUGCGUACGGGCGUUGGUGGAGAGCGUGCGCAAUGCGAAGAAGGGCGAUAGCGAGGGAUGGUUGCGGCAGGUGCAAUUUUUACCCGCACCACUACUCACACCCAUCCUGGACCGCAUGUGCCGCUAUCCGGAGUUGCGCGACAUACUGCGCGAUGAGCUCACCGAUCCGGUACUGUUUAUGAAGCUGUUCAACGGGUACGCGCUGGACUAUGACACGCUGGAAAAGUGUUUACGGGAGGCGGCCCGUUCCAUUGGCCGGCCGGCAGUCCUGCGGGACCUGGCCAACAACUACUGUGAUAUGUUGCGCACCGAGCUACGCUUGCGCAAAGGCGAAACUCAGGAUCAGCCGAGGAUCAGGGCACGGGUGCUGGAAUCGCUUCGCUUCGGUGACUACCUGUACGAGGCGGGCUGGUGUCGAUGUGGUGCGGAGGUGCUCACACUGACGCAAGAACUGAUCGCUCUGCUACCCCAACCGGGGCGACCGCUGCAGAUGGAAAGUUUGGCGCGACUGUUGCGUGCCCAGAUCGGUUCCUGUCUGACCAUGCGGGCAGCUGUCACCGUGCAGCGGCUGCUUGCGCUCGUCGAGCUGCCUGUUGGUGAGUCGGGAGCGACCGUCCUCCCUCUAGUCAAGGCCUACCUGCAGCUCGGCAGCUACUAUUACCACGUGCAGGAUUACGAACGCUGCCAUCAGUGGGCGCUGCGUGCGCUCGCCUCCGCGGCGGACGGUGACGCCCCAGCCAAAGGCGACGUCAUCGACGUGCUGCAGCUGAUUGCGCUCUUCUGCAUUGCGAAGGAGCGCCACGACCUUGGCAACAUGCUGAUCAGCCAGGCGGUGCAACGGGCGCGCACCGUGUACGGAAGUCUCCAUCGCAAGUACGCGGACGUCCUUCAACAGUACGGGUUCGUGCUGCUGCGCAUGAAUGCCAUCCUGCCCGCCAUCACCGCGUUCACCGAGUGUCUCGACAUCACGGGGCGCGUGUACGGUCUGCUCAGCCCGCACGCCGUCGUCCUCGAGGGCUACCUGGCGCACUGUCUCUAUCUCCGGUCGCACACGACCGGCCGCUUCGAUAUGGCGCUCCGGCACGCCGAAACAGCGCUCGAUCUGGCCCGCCAGCUUAUGCCGACGAGCCGGCGCGUUCGCCAGCAGCUGGAGCAAACGCGCGACCUUAUCCUGCGCGGUCCGGACCAUCGGCGGGACACCAAAGAGAGCCAACCGUCGCGCGAACGCGACUUCCACCCGUUCUCACUGCGCGAGAUCAAAGAGAAGUUUUUCGAGCUGGACUCGUCCUUCGAGCGUGAUGGGCUCGCGUGCAGUGGUUAGCUGUCGACUUU